Ostrea edulis (European flat oyster) is the source of this 7904-nucleotide messenger RNA. RefSeq lists its product as uncharacterized. Gene Ontology annotation, cellular component: cytoskeleton; plasma membrane. NCBI's taxonomy places the organism in Eukaryota, Metazoa, Mollusca, Bivalvia, Ostreida, Ostreidae. Bases 128 to 6883 code for a protein of 2251 amino acids. The transcript is spliced from 16 exons. Gene Ontology annotation, molecular function: cytoskeletal protein binding. The record is from RefSeq and is a predicted model, not a curated record.
AAUAUCUGUAAAGUGACGUCACGGACAGCUAGGUGGCGCUGCAAUAUUUAAGCGUUUGGAUAUUUUGAUAACCGACAUGAUAUAAACUAAAACUUGUUUACACGGACCAAGAAAGAACACAAAUGAAAUGGGUGACAACAGAAGAAUUGCUCAAGUCCGCACUGCUCGGUCCGUCAUCUGUAGAAUUCUUCUGCUUGACGGAAAACUGUUUGAAAUAGAUGUAGAUAAGCGUGCGGUUGGUCAGAUUCUCUAUGACAAAGUAUGUGAGCACUUGGAUCUAUUAGAGAAGGAUUAUUUCGGACUGUCAUUUGUGGCACUUCACACAGGACUCAGGGAAUGGUUAAAUGUGGAGAAGAAGAUAUCCAAGCAGAUGAAAGGCCUGGCUUGGGAAUUUAAGUUUGAGCUGAAGUUUUACCCCCCAGAUCCCCAGACCCUGCAUGAGGAUCUGACAAGAUACCAGCUCUGUUUGCAGAUAAGAAAUGAUAUUGUCAAUGAAAAGCUCCCCUGCUCAGCUGUCACCUAUGCACUACUGGGGUCAUACACCGUCCAAUCAGAGCUUGGAGAUUUUGACAUUGAUGAGUUUGGUCCUGGUACAGAAUACAUCAGAAAAAUGAGGUUUGCUCCUCAUCAAGACAGGGAGCUGCUGAGAAAAAUUGUCGAGCUUCACAAAACUCACAGAGGUCAAACACCAGAGGAGGCUGAGUUACAUUUCCUAGAUAAUUCCAAGAAACUUGCAAUGUAUGGAGUUGAUCUCAGUGAUGCAAAGGAUGGUGAGGGUGUGGACAUUCAGCUCGGGGUGUGCUGGAGCGGUAUCCUUGUGUUUAGGGAAAAACUUCAAAUCAACAAAUUUGUUUGGCCAAAGAUUCUAAAAAUGUCCUACAGAAGAAAGAAGUUCUACAUCAAGCUAAGGACAGGGGAGUUUGAGGAGUUCCAAAGCUUGAUAGGUUUUAAAUUCAUGUCCAGUAAACAUGCUAAACGCAUGUGGAAAAUUUGUGUGGAGAACCAUGCAUUCUUUCGGAACAGAGAGCCAGACUCCCCAGGGACACAGAGAGGACUUUUAAAACUCGGAUCCAAGUUCCGCUACUCUGGCAGGACUCAUUUCCAGACCAAACAGGCCAUGAUGGGAGUAGAGCGUCCCUCUCCAUUUUUUGAUCGUGUUCACAGCAAACGUGCCACAUACCAUGGCAGGACUAAAAACAAGGAGCUUGCUGAUGAAAUGUACAAACCACGUCCAGAGCCAAGGCACAUCCCUGAGUACAACCGCGAGGAGAAAAUGACGAGGAGGGUACCAGAGCCUGAGAUAAAUGACAGGGAGGAUGUUUUUGAUGAUGAGGAGGAGGAAGAAGAGGAGGAACCAAUCAACAGGAAGAGCCGGAUGGAGAGGAUGCAUGCGGUCCCAACCCCACUGGCAGCAGUUAUGAAGAAGGAUCCAAUUGAAAACAACAACUUAGAACACCACCGUCGGAGAAGAUCGUUCGAAGAAGAAGCUGAAGAGCAACCUCCUCUGGAUGACAGCAUGGUAUGUACACACAGACUUUAUCAUAGCCUAGAAUAUACAAACGCUUAUACUAACCCAGGGAAAACCAGGGCAACAGAGGAUACUAAUGAGAAUCAGUCAAACGAUUCACUUAGUCCCCACUCAUUAUUAACAAAGACUAAUUUAAAGCAACAAAGAGGAUGCUGGCAUAUAGGAAAUGAGAGUUCUAAGAAGGUUUCUUUUGAUGAGGAGAGCCUCAGAAGCACAAGUUCUCACUACAGCAGGAGUGACGGUGAACUUUGGCCCCAAAAGCUGUCUUUGCCCCAUGGGAGGAGGUACCAGAAAAAGAGAACCAGCAGUCAGACAAGCGUAGACAGUCCAGUGGCUGUUAGGUCUUACGUGACUACAUCUCCCUGGAAACCUUACCAAGUAAAACAGGAAAUUAAAAGACAUCUGAUUGCCAAGGAUUUGAAUUUCAGCUUAGAUGAAGGUUUUUCUGACACUUUCGAAACAAAUGUUGCCAAGAGAAAUAAUGGAAGAAGCACAAGCUAUACACAUUCUUCUAAAUCUGAUUCAUUUGAUGGUUCCAUUUAUAAAGCUGAAGAGUCAGAUACAGCUCCUAGAAAUCCUUUCCAUCUGAAAACAUCUUCCCUUGAUAGAAGUUUAUAUCACUACAGCUCGUCAGAUUCUGAGGACUGUAGUAGUCCCACAAAAUCGGGGGAUAAAAAGGUCAACCCAAGGUCAACCUUUACCCGGCAAGUAGGUAGAAGAGGCAGGAAGAAGGCACAGGUUGUCCACGACACAAAACCAGUCCCUGCAGGAAAAGACAAUUCAGAAUUUGUAAUCCAGGAAUUAGAAUUGGAACCAGGAGGUAGAUCCCAAAGACAGUUUACACCUAGUCCGAGAAAUCUCAGCAAGAACUACAGAGUAGCUCCCAGAGAGGAAACUUGGGAAAAAACGGCCUUUUCUGAUGAGAGCUUCUCAAAUCACAGUCACUCCAGUAACUACAUAAAUAACGAAGCCAUUUUGUUGGAGAAGUACAUCAUCAGAAAGCCAAAAUCUGAAUCCUCCAGCAGUGUUGUAGAUAAUGAGAUGCUAGAUGACAGCAUCAUCCACUCCAAUCUGGGAGGCAACCCAGACGAGCUAGCGCUACACGACAGUUUCGAGUAUUACGGCUUUGCAGCAGGACCAAAGUCCACAUCCUCCACAGACAACAUUCUGAAUGAGAGAGAAUCCAUGCAUGAACAACACGCUUCUCCCAGAAAUCCAGAAAUAUCCAUCAAAGAAAUCUCUAACACUUUCCCUGAAAAAGCUGUAUCAUUUGAUAUUACACUACAAACUUCAAAACCCAUGAAGAAAAUCUUAAAUACUUACUCUGAAAAAGCAGUUUCAGUUGAUGCUGAACCUCUUAAAGAAAAACCUGGAGAAAAUGCUGAAAGGCUUGUAAAUAAAGGAGGAAACACAAAUGAUGCUUUGACAAUGAGCAUGGCAUCCAUCUUGUCCCUGUCGUCAGAGGAGGGAAGUGUGAUGGUGAAUGAUUUUCUACAGGACUAUGACCAUGAACCUUGUGUGCGAAGGGCAAGGUCAAUGACUUUAGGCCACGAAGACAGAAUCUCAGCUGGCAUUUCCUCACUUGAAAGCAAGAAGGUCCGUUUUUGCAGUGAGGAUAACCUGGUGUAUGAAUUGAGAUAUGGAUUUUCAGAUGAGGACAAGCCCAGCGAAUCACCUGAGAAACUUGAUUUGAGCUUUGUAGAUGACAUCCAGUCUGAUGAACAAUUGUCUGAUUCUGCAGUUUCACCAAACACACCAUCUCUUCCCCGUUAUUUCCACGACUCUGAUGGAUCUUCUAGUUCUUGUACUCCUGACUCUUCCCCUCGGCUUCUUCAGUGUAUGGACCCUGCAGAGCAAUCCACAUCCCAUAGAACACUGCUACGGAAAAGUCUUCAAAUGCCUACAGAGAAAGAUACCAUCACAGACCAAAAACAGACUUCAGGACUUGAUAAUGUUAUGAUGGAGGACUGGUCAGCUCUAAAUGAUGUGACCUUGAAAGAGCAAAGGAAGGACAUGAAAGACACUGGUGUUGAUGAUACAAAGAGAGAGAAAGAUUUCUCAGAGGUGGACCAUGAACAUGAAGAAAACUUUAGCUUAGAGGUCCACAUAUCACCCCAGUCCCAAGGAAGCAGUGAUGUGUCAAAUGAGAAUCAAACACCUCCCUUAAGUAGAACUAACAGAGACAGGGAAAUGGUUCUUGAUGGAGAAAGCAAGAUUGAACAUGAUGAAAAGAGAAAGGUGGACAGUGGUGAACUGACUCCACUUCAGCCAUGGAAAAAAGGUGACAUGUGGGUGGGAAGCAGUGUUUGCAGAAGUUUGUUCAAGGACAGUGGAAACCUGAGCACAGAGUCACACAACACCUCAGAGACUACUUCCAUCAAAAUGUGGUGUGAAAACAAUUCUGAAGGGCCCAGUCCCUGGGGGCCAGUAUUAGUGACUGCAUUUACAGACACUGAUAAUGAAAAAGGAAAAGCAGGUUCCAAACUGGACUGUUCCAAGGAACAAAAUUUGAGAGUUGACACUAAGGAAGAAGGAGACCAGUAUGUCUCAUUUGUUCCUCUCACGUCCCCUCUUCAAUCCUCUGCUCACAUAUCUUACAUUGAUACUCAAUCCCAAAUGGUCCCCAGUGCUGUUCCAUCGAGUUCAUCCACUUUAUUUGUCAGUUCCACGAUUCAGAGCCAUGAUAAUUCUGCAUCAGAAGAGGUCCUUCUUGUUACCACUUCUGUUGCUGUUACAACACAAACUCCAUCAGGAAUAUCUGUUCAGUCUAAUGAUUUCUAUAUGAAUGAUAUACCAACAUGUGUUCCAGUUCCAGUUGUUUCAGCAGUUGUCACAUCCUCUGUUAUUUCCACUAGUGUUCAGAGUCCAGGAAAUUCAUCAUUUCACAGUUCAUCGGAAGAUGUAACCAUUAGCAAAUCAGCAGAAACUCAGAGAGCUCCAACUUUUAUUGCUUUCCAUAGUACACCUGUUGAUAAGCCAUACAUUGCUACAAAACCCUGUGUUCAUGAUAAGACUACCUCUGCAGAGAUUUCAACCCAGGGUAUAGCUAUUUCUACCAAACACUGUAGUAACUCGGGGCAUACAACGCUCAUCACCACUUCAUCUAUUCUCCAUACAUCAGUUGUAUCAUCAUCAUCCAGCGUCAUCAACUCAUCUCCAGGCACUGGUAGUUUUUCUCAGAGUGCUUUCUCUGAUUGGAACAGAAAGCCCACACCUGUGAAACCUUUGACCUUCAUACCUCCCAAAACGAAAAAGUCCUUAACCAACACAUCCCCACUAUUGGUUGAAGGUAAAACGUCUACCUCUCAGACAUCAGAGGGUGAAUUGUCUCAUCUUAAAAAAAAUCUCCUGACCGGUUCCAAGGAGUCCUGUUCUGAAAGACAAGAUGGGAAGCAGACGGCACCAAAGGACAGUUACAACAGCACGGCAGAGUGGGUGUUGUCGCACUCCAAAAGAUUUGUGUUCAGGUCUGGUGAAUUAGAAAAGCAAUCCAACGAAGAUGAAAAUAUGAAAAGUUUGACAAAUGCUGUAAAUAAAAAGGAAAGUGAGAUUUCUAGCAGGAUAUAUACUGAGAUGAGUGGAGACAGUCGAAGCAUUGGAGAUGACAUGCAGGGAAAACAUCGGAUUAUGGAUGAUGGAAAACAGGCCAGGCUCUCCAGUCCCACCAAUAGAAAAGACAAGUGUGAAUUUCCAAAGAAACAACUGAAAAUGGAAGAAAGAAGAAAAGGAGAUGCAUUUGAUGGAAAAAUAAAUGUAAAAUUGGAUGAAAAACAAAAUGAAAAUUUAAAGACUGUAGAAUCCAAGGAAAGUGACAUUGACACAGAAAAACAGGAAGCAAAAUCUUGUGUACCUCAACUUCAGGAAAAUGAACAGGACAAAUCGGUGAAGUCAGAUUUUGAUGAAAUCAGUGAAAGUCAUACAUCUGGUGUACCAAUUAAAAGUUUCUUAGACUAUCAGAGGCCUAUGGACAAUGCUGCAGUUUGUAUAGAAGGCAUUGAAAGUAACUCAAACACAUCCUCUGGAGGUACGAGGGAACCUUAUGGAUAUUUCAGGGAUGUUAAUAGGCCUUUAUGGAAACAUCCAAGUGAAUUCAUUUCUGUAAGGCAAUACAGGGAAAGUCCUAAGAAAAAGAAAGUGUACAUUGAUGGAUCACUUCAGAGGUCAAGGGUGUCAGAAGCAGAAACAGAUGAACAGGAUUCAGGAAAAGUUGCUGUACAGAGCAUGGAUCCAGCAGCAAAUUUUGACAAUGGAAGGAAAAAAGAGAAUGCUGGCACACCAUUCAUUGGUAACCAUGGUGAAACGGUUAUAUCAACGGAGGUGUUUAAUGCAACAGAAGACACUGUAGAACAAAAGGUUGUGGAAGAACUGCAUGAUAAAGACUCGAAAAUGGGUGGAAUUGUAGAUACCAUAGUAGCAAGAGAUAUAAAAAAUACUGACAAUAACAUGGCUUGCAUUAGAAGAAAAAAAGAAAAACUCAACACAGCUGAUGUAGAAACUUAUGGGGAACUUCCUCCUCUGUGCGAUUCCAAAAACUCUGACCUUGGAGAGAACUUGACGGAAGAAAAGUCUGCUAAUCAGCCAGAGAAUGAUGUGAUGAAGUUUAAGUCUGGUGCGAGACGGGAAGACAGUCAGUCAUUGCGUUAUCCCAAGAGGAAGGAGGUGCCUUCCAUGCUGCCCAGGACAUUGAGUGCAAAGAGGUUAAGUUCUAUGAUUGCUCGCCCCGAGAGUCCGGAAGCUGUACACAUUCUGUCAGAGAUCUUCUUGGCAAUUCUGAUAUUUCUGGUAUCUAUGUUGUUCUUGAUAUGUGAAAGGUCAGUAGAUGCUCCUCCAAACCAGCAAGAGCCCCCUAGUGUGCACAAUCUCCCCUCCCCUCCACUAGACCCCCCAGAACUCCUCAGCAAAGAAGAGAGAAAAAAGCGGGAGAAAGAAGAGAAGGAGCGAAAGAAACGUGAGAAAGAAGAACAGAAGAGGAAGAAAAAGGAAGAAGAGAAGGAGAAAAAGAGACUAGCCAAAGAGAAAAAGAAGAAACCACCCGUAGAAGAAAAGUGGCAGGAGGCGGUCGCUGUGUCGGCUACCACGGAAACCAUUGCAGUGCAUGACCGACCGCCACGGAGAAUGAGCAGCUUUGAGGAACAGAAGGAGGACCAGCCUGUUGAGCCUCAGGUGACCAGUAAACCAGAGGAGGUGAAGGGUGCUGAAGCUGCUGAAGAGUCUGGGAGUAACCGGGCCGACCAGGGCUCGGAGGCGGGGUCUGACAAAGACGACACCCCUGUAAAUAAAGAACCAACCAAAGAGGUGAAGGAUGAAAGUUUGAAUCGAAGCACAGACCGAGUAGGAGAGGAGUUUGAUUUAUAGGUUUGAACCACAGACCGGACAGAAAAUGGCUGCUGGGCAGGACUGUGGUUGAGCAAUAUAGGACUAGUAGAAGUGUUCAGCUUAAUGUGCUAAUCACGACUGAAUUACAAUAAUUGGGAAGCAUAGCUUCAACAUAACAAGAAUUCUGAUUGGUUGACAGAGGCAUUAUCAUGGAAAUCAUAAUGUCCUUCAGCAUAUUCAUCCAAUCAAAAUGGUUUUUAUAUUACUGUAACAGUAUACAUAGUCAUUUUUAUUCAUUGCAUGGUCAUAUGUCCAAAUAAUCAUUAUACACCAAAUUCUUUUUAUGUCUUUGUACAUUCCAUGAAAUCUACAAUAUGUUAAUAUGUAACUAUUUUACAAUGUAUCAUUGAUAGCUGUCUUUUUGUAUAGAAAGGUGACAUAUUUAACAAUUAGUGAUUUUUAUGAUUGAGGAUUUGAUCAUUGGAUGGUUGUGUCAUUAUUCUGCCUUGUUAGAACUUUUUUUUCAUCUGUGAAUAAUCAUUUUCUUUUGGGAAUUUCUUUUAUAUAUGUAAUAAAUUUUGUUUUAAUGAAAACAAAUGUUUACUAAUCAAAUGUUUUACAAAGUUAUAUUUUUUAGAAACAUUCCCUAAAGCAUAUUGUAGAUUUGUAGCGUCUUAUAUAUUGAUGUUACAGUGUUCUCUCCUGUGGUAAUUAUAGACGGAAUUAUAGACGUGGUCUUCAUCAGGCUUCCUCAUGACAAAGUUAUGGUUUGAUACAGUGAAACAUAUCAAAACUUUCUCUUUUAAAAAGAUAAAUUAUUCAGCAAUUCAAAGUCUUCUGUGUAAAUAUACUGUGAGACUUAUUCAGACAUGUAGGUAUGAACAUAUCCCCAUAAGAUGCAUCAGAAAACUAGACCUAAUUGUAUAGGUAACUGUACUCCUCAGAGUGUAAAAUGGAUCAGAGAUAGUAUUUAUAACAGGUUGUCAUUCUACGGAUGUUGUUAUACAAUUUUACACAGGACGAUUUGAAUAAUUAAAUAAAAUUUAUAAACAAAACUGCU